Molecule: messenger RNA, 3666 nt
Organism: Plasmopara halstedii
Lineage: Eukaryota; Oomycota; Peronosporomycetes; Peronosporales; Peronosporaceae
Product: START domain-containing proteins involved in steroidogenesis/phosphatidylcholine transfer
Exons: 2
Coding region: 1-3666 (1221 amino acids)
Molecular function (GO): lipid binding; protein binding
Source: RefSeq, a predicted model, not a curated record
AUGAGUUCGUUCGAAGCUUCAAAGCCUGUACUGCCCACCUCACGUGGAGGACCAAAUGGCAAGCGUCCGCCACUCACACAUCGGUGUUCCGACCCUGAGUUUAGUGACUCAGAACUAGAUGAUGCUGUGGAUAUGGGUGAAACUGCCAUGUGGGCUAAUUUAAAUGAAGCCAUUUAUACUGAUAAGAAUCUUGAAGUAUUUCGACCAACUCAAGAAGAGUCAAGUUUACCCAUUUAUUGCUCAAAAGGGUGGUUCCCUUUUUCAGCGGAUACACUAUUUAAUACACUCUUGGAUAUCCGCUAUCGUGAAUUAUGGGAUCAUAAUGUGGAUGAAGUGUAUGUAGUCGAACAUCAGCAUGAAAGUGAUGUCAUGUAUUGUGCUUUUAAACUUCCAUGGCCAUUAGCAAAUCGUGAUUACGUUUAUCGACGUCGUGUCAAGUUUUAUCCACUUCAAAAUGCUUUUGUUAUUCUUUAUCAAGCUGCACAUCAUAUCGAUGUACCUGUUUCAUCCACUCGUACACGAGUUGAAACGUGUCGAUUACGAUUGUGUAUUCGAAAUUUAGCAAGUUCUCAUGAAUCUUGUGACUUUUAUUUGGAAUAUGAAGAUGAUACAAACUUUAGUCUUCCAAAUUAUCUCAUCAAUCUCUUACUUCGUACAAUGUUACCAUCAUUUAUGACGAAACUUCACAAAGCUUGUAGUGGAUAUGCAGCUUUCUUUCACUCAAUCAAGAAUAAUGAGAAUGAAAGUAUGCCGUCUCAAGUUAUACGUGAACGUGCUGAAACUCCAACUCUCGUCAUUGAAUCGAUCGAUCCAAGUGACAAGAAAAAUGUCAUUCGAGCUUCUGCUACAGAAGAACGAAAACCUGUGCGAAUGCAGAAGCAGUCACGAAACUCGUUUUUCUCUCGACGUACGACAAGUACAAAUAGUACACAAAGUGUCAAUGGUAUUGAAAAUCUGAGUCGAUUGAGUGAUGACUAUGGAGAUAUGCGUCGAAGUGAAGUAUCAACUGAUCAAAGUUCUCGAUCAACUUUGAUUCGUCACUCAAUUAAUUUUAAUGAUGGAUAUCUUCACCAUUCGUCUUCAGCUUAUAAUCUUGAAUCUCAAUUCACGAACACACCUUCAGAGGUUUCUCGUGUGAGUUCGAUAGACUCUGCACAAACAGCACCUCUUGAUAAAGACGAAACUUUACUGCCAUUAGAUGAUGAUUUUAGUAUGAAAUUUCGUAAACAAAAGAUUGGAUUACACUUGGAAAUGGAUCUGUAUUCUAACAAAAUUAUCGUUGCGUAUUGUGAAAAACACAGUGAAGCAGCAGGAAGUGGAAAUCGCAUUGAAAUUGGAUAUCUUGUGACAUCAGUCAAUGGUAUCUCUGUGACAGAUUGGAAUUCAACGAAUGUAUUUAGUGAGAUUCAGCGAGCUAAACGACCUCUAACUUUAGGUUUUAGUUCCCCAGAUCGUGAAGCUUUACUGGGUUAUCAUCACUAUCACGAACCUCAAAACAUUGUACGGUGCUUUAUUACUCGAGCAAAUAAUAUAUUGAGUUUGUUACGUCCAUUUGAUAAAGACGAAGGAAGAAGUGCAAUGCUUUAUCGUGAUUUUGUUGCGUCUGCUGCCAAAUCGAUAUUUGAUAGCAGUCAUUCAGAGAUUUUAUCUUCCGAACAAACGACAUUAACGUCUCGAUCUUCUACGUCGUUGUCACAUGUUGAUACCGAACGGGUGCUAGUGCCUGCAGGCUAUUUGGUUUACAAAAUUAAUGACUUGCAUGUUCGAAACGUACCAUUUACUGAAAUCGCUCUUUUGUUGGAAAGAAGUCGUGAUCAAUGUAUCGUUACGUUUAAAGCUGCAAUGUUAAUUGUAGGAAACAAACAACGAUCUUUAAAAGGUAGACACCAUUUAUCUCGUCGUUUUCCAGGUAUUUUUCGAAAGAAACGUCGAACAUCUGAUACAAACAUAGUAGCAAUCAAGAGCUUGACUACGCCGACAGAUAAUACGAGCGAUACACAAAAUGAUCAAACAAAGUUGGAGACUUGUGAAUUGACAGAUUAUUCCUCGGUUACAGUCACAGUAGAUAACGUCGAUUGGGUGUGGCAACAAGUGUUGAAGCUUAAAACGACGGAGCGAGUUUUCUCUGCCGGGUUACUUAUCGAUCGACUUGAAGCUUUUCUAGCUGAUACAAAUAACGAUACGAUUGUUGUAGCUCGAAUGAAGCAAACAAUGGAUGAGAAACAAAAACUGGUUGAUUAUAUUCAAGAACGACGAGAACGAGGUGUGAAAGCACUUGAAGAAUUUAACAAUACGAAAAAAGAUAAUGACUGGCAGUUUGGACAAACAAUGUUAGGAGUGACUACAUCUUGGAAACCAGAUGAAGAUGGUUCUGUAUGGAUUAAACUUGAAGGUCUUGUGGAUGGUGUGGAUAUUUUUCAUACGAUUUCGGUCAUUCGGGAAGUCGAUCUUUAUAGUGUAUGGAUUCCAUUUUGCUCUCAAUCUCUUUUGUUACAAGAAAUGGGUCAUGUGGAACUUGCAGCGUAUUUAGCAAUCUCAUCCCCUUUCUUACAACGAGAUGCUAUCAUUCGAGCAUUUGGGAUUAAUGCUGUUUAUGAACAUCGUUGUCUUUUGCUAUUAGGAGGAUCUGUGGAUGUGUCAACAAUCACAACUUCUGUGUCUAUUCCAACGUUACAAGGAUGGAGUGCAGGUCGCAUGGAGAUAAAAGGAUUUCGUGCACUAAUUGAACCUCUUACACGUACGCAAGCACGUACGUGUAUCAUUGCAAAUCUUGAUCCCAAAUGUGCCAUUCCAAAAGCUAUGCUGAACUUUGGUAUUAAAAAGAUGGCAGGGAUUCUACUCUAUUUGAUUCGCAAAGAAGCUGAAAAGAUUGAACUUGACUUGAAGAGUUCAAAAGCAAGUGCUGGGAAUGAACAUCUUUGUCGAAUUACAAACGAUCCGAGUGGAUUUUAUACAUGGCUUCGACCUAUUGUCGACAAGUUUUUUCUCGAUCAAGUUGAAAAGAAAUCACUCGAUUCAACUUCAUUAACUUUGGACGCGACGUUAGAAUGGACAACUGACUCUGAUGAACCUUCCGUGAAAGAUACUCGACGCAAAAGUACAAAAAGUAUCAGUCCACGACCAACAAAACGACGUAGCACACGAAUUUCUCCAUUACAACGUGAUGGAAUUCGGGUAUCUCUACCCAAGAAACGCUCAAUUGAGUCGCCAUUAUUGAUUAACUCACACUGGAGUGAUUACUUGUAUAAAAUCAUCAUUUGGCCGUAUGUUCUCGUCUUUCUCUUUGCGACAAUAUCGACAGAUCUUUCGGUACUAUCUGCAUAUGGACUCAAACUCAUCUUCACGUGCUCCUGUACAUUUUUAGCUGUUCCUGGUGCAUUUUCUCCAACAAUUCGAAAUCGAAAACGAAAACAUUACGAAUUCCAACCACUUUGUCGACAAUAUGUUGUAUUGGCUGCAAUUUUUGAUGUCUUGACCUCGUAUGGUAUUCGAAUUUGGGUCCACUGGAUCCAGUGUUAUGUCGGUGCGAUGUUAUAUGGCACAAGUACAUUUAAGCGCUCAACAAGUGAAAUUUAUGAAUCGGAGCAUUUUAUGAUGAUUUUAUGUUGCUUUAUCUAUGCGAGUGCGAUUGUUGGUAUGCAGAUACAUGUAGCAGUUCAUAUGUAA